AUGGACAAGUACACCAGCGAUAAGGCGCCGGCGAGCAAAGCCCGGUCGUGUGAUGAUAUCAUCGAGGAUUCCAUCGAAGAGAAAGCACUGCGCCCAAAGCCCUUCUCGGGAUCAUGGCUCAGAUCCAUCCUUUUGACCGUGGAGACAAGGGGCAUCCAGCGCGUGACCGAGGAGGAAAGGAAGCAGAAUACGAGCAAGGUUUGGAAUGCUUGCACCUUCUGGCUGAGUGCGAAUAUGGCGGUCGCGACUCUUAAUGUUGGCUCCGUUGGUGGUGCCAUGGGUUUGUCGUUUUGGGACUGCUUCGUCAUCAUCCUGGUCGUCAACCUCGUGAGUUGCAUGAUCCCGGCCUGGACCGCUGGCUUUGGGCUGACUGGGCUCCGUAUGACUUCCUUCUCACGAUAUUCCUUCGGAUACUGGGGCAAUCUCCUCGUCGUGAUCUUCUCAAUGGUCUCCACAACAGGCUGGAACGCAGUCAAUUCGAUCUCAGGCGCAUCUGUCCUCAACGCGCUUUCUGACGGUAAAUGCCCCACCUGGUUAGGAGUCGUGAUUAUCUGCACGACGGUCUGGGUUAUCUGUGCCCUUGGCAUUCACUGGAUUCACCAACUCGAUGCUUACCUCUGGAUCCCGCCGUUCGUGGUUUGGUGUGUCACCGCAGGCUGCGGUGCCUCGCAUUUCUCGGGAAAUGCAAUCAAAACUCCCUCUGGUGCCAACGGUGCAGCUUCUGCACUCUCCUUCGUCGCGGUCAUCUUCUCUUUCGCCGUCUCCUGGAUCAAUUGUGCUGCCGAUUAUAAUGUCAGAAUGCCAGUCAACACGUCUCGAGCACAGAUCUUCAUCGCAACCUAUGUGGGAAUCGCGGUUCCGACCAUUCUUGUGCAGAUCCUUGGUGCAGCGCUGUACACUGGCACAGCGGUCAACCCCGAAUGGAAACUUGCUUUCAAAGAGAGUGGGAUUGGUGGUCCCCUCAAGCUGGCCCUCGAGCCUGCUGGGGGUUUCGGAAAAUUCCUUCUGGUUCUUGCUGGUCUGAGUGCCAUUCCGAAUAACAUUCCCAACAACUAUUCUUUUGCCAUGCAUGCACAGAACUUUGGUCCAUGGGCCGCACGCAUUCCUCGGAUCGUCCUCGUGACAUUCGGGUUUGUUGUGGCCAUCAUCGUCGGCGCCUGUGCCGCCGAGUUUUUCGACGACACACUCCAGACGUUCUUGAGUAUCAUCGGGUACUGGACGAUCAUCCAUCUCGUCGUUGUUGCAGAGGAGCACAUCAUCUUCAGAUUUCGCCGCUGGAGCAACUAUGAUCUGGAAAGUUGGGACAAGCCAGCUCUGCUCCCUUUCGGUUGGGCGGCCAUUGGAGCAUUUGGAUUCGGUUUCCUGGGUGCCGCGCUUGGUAUGAAGACAGCCUGGUAUACGGCUCCGAUCGCCGCGUUAAUCGGAACAAAGGGCGCAAAUAUUGGGCAUGAGCUGACUUUUGCCUUUUCCGCACUGGCUUUCCCAGUCUUUCGGUAUAUGGAGAAGAGAUACAACGGCGGCAAGUAG
Molecule: messenger RNA, 1527 nt
Organism: Cladophialophora yegresii CBS 114405
Lineage: Eukaryota; Fungi; Ascomycota; Eurotiomycetes; Chaetothyriales; Herpotrichiellaceae
Exons: 4
Coding region: 1-1527 (508 amino acids)
Biological process (GO): transmembrane transport
Cellular component (GO): plasma membrane
Molecular function (GO): transmembrane transporter activity
Source: RefSeq, a predicted model, not a curated record